Messenger RNA from Nicotiana tabacum (common tobacco), 1445 nucleotides. RefSeq lists its product as uncharacterized. The record is from RefSeq and is a predicted model, not a curated record. NCBI's taxonomy places the organism in Eukaryota, Viridiplantae, Streptophyta, Magnoliopsida, Solanales, Solanaceae.
CGUAUUCCCCUCCUCUGCCUGCAUACUCACCACCACCACCGCCAACGUAUUCUCCUCCUCCACCUACAUACUCGCCUCCACCCCUUGCAUAUGUACAACCACCACCGCCUCCACCAACAUACUCGCCUCCUCCACCUGCAUACUCACCACCACCACCGCCNCUGCAUAUGCACAACCACCUCCGCCCUCACCAACAUACUCACCUCCUCCACCGACAUACUCUCCACCGCCACCAUCACCAAUUUACUCGCCUCCUCCGCCUGCAUACUCACCACCACCAACGUACUUCCCUCCUCCGCCUACAUAUUCGCCACCGCCACCAUCACCAAUUUACUCACCUCCUCCGCCUGCAAACUCACCACCACCACCAACGUAUUCCCCACCUCCACCUACAUAUUCGUCUCCUCCGCCUGCAUACUCACCACCACCACCAACGUAUUCCCCACCUCCACCUACAUAUUCGCCUUCACCACCGCCUCCAUCACCAAUUUACUCACCUCCUCCACCACCACCAUCCCUCUCGCCACCUCCACCCGCAUAUGGACAAUCACCUCCACCUACCCCAGCGUAUUCCCCUCCUCUGCCUGCAUACUCACCACCACCACCGCCAACGUAUUCUCCUCCUCCACCUACAUACUCGCCUCCACCCCUUGCAUAUGUACAACCACCACCGCCUCCACCAACAUACUCGCCUCCUCCACCUGCAUACUCACCACCACCACCGCCAACGUAUUCUCCUCCUCCACCUACAUACUCGCCUCCUCCCCCUGCAUAUGCACAACCACCACCGCCUCUACCAACAUACUCGCCUCCUCCACCUGCAUACUCACCACCUCCACCAUCACCAAUUUACUCGCCUCCGCCUCGCCAAGUGCAGUCACCACCACCGACUUUCUCUCCUCCUCCGCCAAGACGAAUUCACUCGCCUCCUCCUCCUCAUAGGCAGCUACGACCACCUACACCUACACCUACUUAUGGCCAACCACCACCGACUAUCUCUCCUCCUCCGCCAAGACGAAUUCACUCACCGCCUCCUCCUCAUAGGCAGCCACGACCACCUACACCUACACCUACACCUACGUAUGGCCAACCACCACCACCACCAACUACAUAUUCGCCCCCUUCUCCUCCUCCAUAUGGGCUUCUGCUCACUCCAUAAACUAGACCAUCCACCCCACCAACAAACCUGCCACCUUCUACGUACCAUGGCCCAUUGCCACCACGUACCUCCUGUACACCGUAGGAGCUGCAUUUAGUUGCUAGUUUUUCCUUAAAUCAAUAAAGGUCUGGUGUGUUUCUUACUGUUGUCUCACCAGAACAGCUAUAAAGAUUAAUAGUUCUUUCUGUUCUUUUACUAUGAGUAGACAGCUAUGAAGAUCCUGUAAUAAAUGUCAAGUGUUGUUUAAGCUUGAUUAAGUACUAUUAUCCAGUGCUUUUUGGCGACA